CCUUCGCCUCCCUCUCCCUCCUCGCAUUCCACGCCCGCCGUGUCUCUCUCUCUCUCUCUCUCAACCAUGUCUCUCUCUCUUCUCCUCCUCCCUCUCCUCCUCGCCAUCCCUCCGCCGCAGUCGGCCCUUGCUCAGGCCGCCAACAUCUCCUCCUUCUCGUCCUCCGACCCCCCGUGGCUGCCCGGCCAGGGCCAGAUCCUCCUCUCGCCCAACGCCACCUUCGCCGCCGGCUUCCAGCCCCUCCACCCCAACGCCUCGUCGGCCCAGUACACCUUCUCCGUCUGGUACUACGGGAUCUCCCCCGUGACCGUCGUCUGGUCAGCCAACCCGAACUCCACCGUCGACGCCUCCGCCUCCCUCGUCGUCACCCCCGGCGGGCAGCUCUUCCUCAACUCCUCCGGCGCCGUCCGCUGGGCGAGGAACGCGACGGCCGCCGCGGCGCUCUCGCUGGGCGACAACGGCAACCUGAUGUUCGGCGCCUGGGAGAGCUUCAGCUCCCCCGGAAUCUCCCCCGGGGACACUUUCCUGCCGAGUCAGAACAUGAACGAAACCACGCUGGUCUCCAAGAACGGUCGAUUCUCGUUCGAUUCGGAGACUUUGACGUUCAACGGCACCGAGAUUUACUGGACGUCUCCGGAUAAGAAUAAAUUCCUGAAUCUGGAUGAUUCGGGGAAGAUCAGCCAAGAGAACGGCCAGUCCAUCCUCUCCGCCGACUUCGGCGACCACUCCGUCCUGCGACGGCUCACGCUCGGCGACGACGGCAAUCUGCGGCUGUUGAGCUACUCCCAGGGCGAGUGGACGAUGGUGUGGCAGGCGAUGCCGGAGCUCUGCAAGAUCCAUGGCCUCUGUGGCCGCAACUCGAUCUGCAUGGGCGACGGCGCCGAGGGCACCUACUGCGUUUGCCCGCCGGGGUUCCGCUCGUCCGCCGACGGGAACUACAAGUGCGAGCGGAAGGUCCCGGUGGCGAGCCGGCAGAAAGCCAAGUUCCUCCGCCUCGAUUUCGUCAACUUCACCGGCGGGCUGAACCAGACGAACCUGCAGGUGGCGAACUUCUCCGAUUGCCGGGCCAAGUGCCUGGCGGACCAGACUUGCGAGGGCUUCAUGUUCAAUUACGACGGGACUGGCUUCUGCGUCCUGCAGCUGGAACGGCUCCUGUACGGUUACUGGUCGCCGGGGGCGACGGCGAACGCGAUGUUCCUGAUGGUGGACCAGUCGGAGACCGACACGACCAACUUCACGGGGCUUACCUCGGUGCUCGAGACGACGUGCCCGGUCAACGUGACGCUCCCGUUCCCGCCGGACGAGUCGAGCACGACGACGAGGAACAUCGCGAUCAUCUGCACGCUGUUCGCGGCGGAGCUGAUCUCCGGGAUGGCCUUCUUCUGGGCCUUCCUGAAGAAGUACAUAAAGUAUAGGAACAUGGCGCAGACCCUGGGGCUCGAGCUGCUCCCCGCCGGCGGGCCGAAGAGAUUCACGCUGGCCGAGAUCAAGGCGGCGACCAAAGGGUUCUUGGAUCCGAUAGGGCGGGGCGGGUUCGGCGAUGUGUACAAGGGCGAGCUGAGCGACAAGAGGGUCGUCGCCGUCAAGUGCCUCAAGAACGUGGCCGGCGGCGACGCCGAGUUCUGGGCGGAGGUCACCAUCAUCGCCCGGAUGCACCACCUCAACCUGGUGAGGCUGUGGGGGUUCUGCGCCGAGAAGGGGCAGAGGAUCCUGGUGUACGAGUACGUCCCGAACGGAUCGCUCGACAAGUUCCUGUUCCGGUCGAGCCGCGCCACGGACCAAAGUGAGACGGGCGAGGCCGCCGCCGCGACCGAUCAGAAGCCGAUGCUCGACUGGGGCGUGCGGUACCGGAUUGCCCUCGGGGUGGCCCGGGCCAUCGCGUACCUGCACGAGGAGUGCCUCGAAUGGGUGCUCCACUGCGACAUCAAGCCGGAGAACAUCCUCCUAGGGGACGACUUCUGUCCCAAGAUAUCGGACUUCGGCCUGGCCAAGCUCCGGAAGAAGGAGGACAUGGUAAGCAUGUCCCGGAUCCGCGGGACCCGGGGAUACAUGGCCCCCGAGUGGGUCAAGACGGACCAGAUCACCCCGAAGGCCGACGUGUACAGCUUCGGGAUGGUGCUGCUCGAGAUCGUGAGCGGGGUCCGCAACUUCGAGAUGCAAGGGUCGCGGAUUGAGAGCGAGGACUGGUACUUCCCCGGGUGGGCGUUCGACAAGGCGUUCAAGGAGAUGAAGGUGGAGGACAUACUGGACCGCCAGAUCAAGCACGCCUACGACGACAAGAUCCACUUCAAGCUCGUGGACCGGAUGGUGAAGACGGCGAUGUGGUGCCUCCAGGACCGGCCGGAGCUGAGGCCGUCGAUGGGGAAGGUGGCCAAGAUGUUGGAAGGGACGGUGGAGAUCAUGGAGCCCCGGAAGCCCACCAUUUUCUACUUAGGAGAUGAGUAGGGUUUGGUGGAAAACAAGCGUAUACAGUGAAUCAGUAGAUGGCCUAGUCGGUUCGUGUUGAGGUGCUCUAGAGCCUAUAGUGUCAUUUGCAUCCAUAUAAAAGUAAAUAAAAUUUUGAAAUAAAUGUAUUUGAUUCUAAAAUUUGUUAUGAAAGUGUAAUUGCGUUAUAAAACUUUUAAAAUAUAUAAUCAAGUUCUAUAACUUGUUAUAA
Molecule: messenger RNA, 2656 nt
Organism: Eucalyptus grandis
Lineage: Eukaryota; Viridiplantae; Streptophyta; Magnoliopsida; Myrtales; Myrtaceae
Product: G-type lectin S-receptor-like serine/threonine-protein kinase At1g34300
Exons: 1
Coding region: 67-2445 (792 amino acids)
Biological process (GO): protein phosphorylation; recognition of pollen
Molecular function (GO): protein serine/threonine kinase activity; ATP binding
Source: RefSeq, a predicted model, not a curated record